Messenger RNA from Cimex lectularius (bed bug), 3658 nucleotides. RefSeq names its product protein FAM13A. Gene Ontology annotation, biological process: signal transduction. The transcript is spliced from 18 exons. The coding region runs from base 1020 to 3473 and encodes 817 amino acids. Lineage: Eukaryota; Metazoa; Arthropoda; Insecta; Hemiptera; Cimicidae. The record is from RefSeq and is a predicted model, not a curated record.
GUACGAACCUCAACCCAGGGAAAAGGAUUGUAGAGAUCGCCGUACACGGUUGUUCUAUCUUAGGAAAACAAAUCAACCCGUGGAAAAAUCAUCAAAAGCUCAGAGGCGUUGGAUUUAGACCGGAGAAACGCCGGCCUUUUAAGCUUUUCCUCAAGCUUUUUACCGACCCGUUCCACCGGGGCAAGAACCCUCUCAGAUGAAGGGUACAAACUAGGUUCAUCACUUGGCCUUUUUUUACCCGACUGACUUUUUCAACUUAAGCUUCCACUUAGGUUUUUCUGAAGGAAACAGUAAAAGUUCAAACGACGAAUUCAUAGGUCGUGAGGUUUGCUUAGAUGCUCACCUUACGACUAGUCUCGACUCACUUUUUGAAGCAACCAUAAAGAGUCAAUAUGUGCCGAGACAGGGAUAUGAACCCAUAGACGACACAUAGAAAAAAAGAGCUACAUACCACUUUCAAUAAUUUGGACAACACAUCCGAAUGAAGUUCAACCGAUAGAUAACGAUACUCACUAUUUUUACAUAAAUCUUUUGGGAGACCCUUCAAAUUUAAUGGUGACAUAGUUGAUGUGAUAAGUCAGUUUCUUUGACAUUGUAUAACAUCUUUGAUAUUAAAAUUAACAAAACAAACCAAGCUAAAAGGAAAUUAAAUGGACGUUAAUUCAAAUAUUUUUCAUCUGCUAUAUAUAAGUGUUAGUAUUCUUGGGAUUAUAAAUGUGCUCUAUUUUAAGAAAGUUAUUAAGUGUAAAGUGAUAUUCAGACUCAAAAGAAGAAUAAAUAAAACAACCAAUCUGUGGAACAUAGCUAAGGAGUGUAUUAUGCACUUGCAAUAGAACGUUAGCAAGUGUCGAAUAUUUAAUAAACAAAAGGCACAUCCAUCACAUCUUUUCUCCAUUUUUGACUCUCAUCCGUUAGUUAUAUUCAUCUCGCUCUCAUCAGCUUUUUGUUUGCCUCGCAACCUUCUCAUCAUCACGUCACAAAAGUGUGGGUGGGGUGGGGGACUGGGCUGCUGUGAAAUCAUGCGGAGGCCGAAUCUGUGCAGCAAUUCGAUCGGCGUGGCCGAGGACACUUAUAAGCCGGCCAACACGAACAUCCAGCCAAAGGAGGAAGGGAGGCUCAGUAUCGUAAGACGAGUUCUCGGAGGCAGUCGUAAAAAGGAUGGUAACGGCUCAACGACGUCGAAAAAUAGACAGUUCGGUGUACCUCUGUGCGACUUGCAACUUAACAACAAUUCUGUUCCAAAAGUUCUACAUCGUAUUUGUUUUUUCAUAGAGGCUCACGGGAUGAAAGUCGAAGGCUUGUUUCGUUUGACCAGUGGGAAUCAGACAAUGGUGGAAAAUCUGAAAAUGCAGUUCAACACAGAUCAGGAUUUUGAUCUCGAAGGGUGCAAUGAUGUCGCUUCCAUCGCCUUAUUGCUUAUUUCAUGGCUAAAAGAUUUACCAAAUCCUCUCUUCUCGCAAGAUACAAUUGGAGACCUUAUUUCAUUAAUGAAUAAAUACGAGGGCGAUACUUGGUGGGGACCUGUGUGUCACGAGUGCCUUGUAACUGCGGGAACGCUGCAGACCAACAUCCUCGAGACGAUCCUCCACGUGCUGUACAACUACACGAGCAGGCACCCGUCGUCCAUGUCUUAUAUCCCAGGCGUGUUCUGCCCGCUCUUGACCUGCCCAGAGUCAAAGGACAUCUCGUCGCCAGACGCCGUCAAGUUGACGACAAAGCUGAUUCAGGAUUACAAUAUAAUCUUCAGAAAAAGAAGUCUCGACACCAUCGGAAACGGCCGUACAGCAGUUAUAAUCUCAGAUUACAACACUUCACAGAAGCAGAGAAAGCGAAAAGAAAGGCAAGAUAGCUGCAACAGGCUGGAUAGAAAAUUUGUGAGAUCGAAUUCAGAGGAGAGGCCAGCGGUGAAUACUUCAUGCACUGGGAAUGCUAGAGCAGAGAGUAUGAGGAGGGUUAGCAGUCAUGAGGAUUUUUCAAAAACCAGGGCUAACGUCAAUAAAUCAUCCGAUACACCAUCUCAGUUGAGAAAGAUGGCGCUGCCAUUGCACGAGCGCAACUCCUGCUCGCCGCAAAGACAGCAUCCGCAGGAGAGCAUGCACCUUUCGUCUACCGUCGGCUACGCAAGCGACCUCUACGACGAGAACGAGCACGAGAGAAGGAGGAACAGCGAACGCUUCGCGCCUCAGAGGCACAGAAACGGUGUCCGGAUCAGGAGGAGGUCAAAGCAUCACCACUCCCAGGCUAAAGAAAAUGAAGCGUACGAGUUGAGGAAACCGUCAAAAAUUGAAAAUCUUCCAAUAACAAAAUGCUACAAUGAUAAAGAGGUCAAGCAGGAUAAAUAUGUUGAGAGGAUUAAGGAAGAAGAAGAAAUUGAAGAAGCAGAAGAAGAGGAAGAUGAUGAUGACAGGUCGCCAUCGCCAAUUUCCGGAGUCUGUUCUCCGACACUCGAUAUGACUCUUUUUUCACAGGAAAUGGGCGCCGAUCCAGUCCCUUCCAUGCCGUGGACUUCCAUUUCGCCUAGUGAAGAAAGACUAGUGUCACCGCGUAAUUCACUCAUUGUGAGCCGAAGGACAUUCACAGCAUCUUUGGCAGGACGCGGGAUCCUCGACGACGACCCUUCUCUUUUCGACAUUGCUACGCAGAUAAAUAACAUCAAGCGUAAAAUAAAGAAGUAUGAUGAAGGGUUCGAAAGAGAAUUUGGCCACAAGCCGUCGCACGCUGAGAAAAUAUCAAAUCCAGAUACAAAAAAAUUGUGCAUACAGUUGACAAAGCUAAAGAAACAAUUAAAAAGUGCAAAAGAGGAAUGCAUGAAGGCGAACAAUUGUGAGCGGAAGGCUUUGAAAGAGGAGGUAAUUCAGGAAAUAGAGAAGCGCCUCACUGAAAAAAGGGUGUCUGGCGGACGAGGAGACGAACUUGAGAUGAUGACGCACGAUCAGCUCGUGGAAGAGAAAGUCGCCAUACAGAAAGUCCUUCUUCAGCUCGAAGCCUCGUUCGGCCGGCCUUCUUCAAAAGAGGAACGAGACAUGGUCAGAAAUCUCUACGAUCGUUACCGAACUGUGAAACGCAUCCUUUUACGGCACGCUCCGUCGAAGUUAAAAGACAGUAUUUCCGAGCUGGGGACAAUAUUAGAGCACGAAGCUAUGGAUUUUACGGCUUCGUCGCCUCUGGUUUCUCCCGGGAAUUCAAACGCGGAAGAAGAGUCGCCUCCAGCCGAAAGAAAAACGCCUGAACCCAUCUUGGACAACCUCCACUCGUUGCCUCCAAAUGAACUUUUACAAUUGCAAAAAGUCACGCGCGAGGAGAAGAGAAGGCUUCAGCGUAACCUGCGCGAGUACGAACACGAAUUUCAGGUGAAAACCGGAAGGAGGUUUCAGAAGGAAGACCGCUGCCCUUACGAGCCGACUUACGUCAACUACAAGCAAGUCAAAGCUAAGCUGCGAUUCAUCGACGCCCUCGUCACAAAAAUAAAAUAAUUGCCGGACUUGUCCUAAAUCUUCUCGUUUUCUUCUAUCAAUCAGGGGUUUUUUUUUUUCUUCUUUCUUUAUUUUAUCAUUUAUAUUAUAUUUCAAAGAGGAGAAAAAAAAUUAUAACGAGAUAGUUUUUUAAAGAAAGACAGACUCUUAGGAGAUUCAUAUAGACUUUUUAGCACAUUUUAGGC